GAGGCCGCCUCCACCCGCGGGAUCCCAGCGACGCGUCCGACGCGUCUGCUCGCCAGGACUGCUGCGUCCUCCUGUCUGUCUGUUAGUCUGUCCGUGACGGGGGCGAGGUCCGGGCUGGAGCGAAGCGGUCCUCUUCCCUCCUUCCUUUCCUCCCUCCCUCCCUCCCAGGAGCCGCGGGGAAAGAGCCAGAGCGGAGAUCACGGUCGCGAACCCCAGUGGGGUGGGGCGUGCCCAAGGCCCCCGCCCCCCCCGGGGGUCUCCCAGCCGCAGCUCCGGAGCCGCGAUCCACACGCUCCUCCUCCUUUCCCUGGUAGAUCUGCGACCACUCAGGCCGGCCAGGAGAGGGGACAGGGGUGCGGGGAGCCCCGUCGGGAGGGGCGGACCCGAGUCACCCCGUAGCACGGGAUCUGGGACGCAGAGCUGGGCGCGCGCAGGGAGCAGCAGGCUGGGGCCAGGGCCUCCCGGGUGACAAGGCCCUGCGUGGUGGACAGAAGGAACGGGAGAGAAGCAAGGGAAAGGCUGGACCUAGAGGGGCAAGCGCCUUCCUCCUGCACCUGCACCGAGAGGACCGAGGAACUGAGAGCAGGUCCCCCACCUAGGACAGACACUGCCUUCCGCGCGCCCCUGGGUGCAACAGCUGCGCUCUGCGGGAAGGGGUCCUUGCGUCUGGAUGGCCACCCAUCCCCCUAACCCAGGCCUCUAGGCCUUGGAGAGGAGCCCGGCUGGAAAAGAGGCCACACUCCUCGCCCGCCCGCCCUGGAGAGAGAGGACAAACCUUCCCCGGUGCUCCCAGGCCCAGGAGGAGCUGGGCCAGCAACAGUGGGGACCUGGCCCCGCAGGCGACAGCGGCCAUGUCACGGCCAGGCCAAGGUGUGAUGGUGCCGGUGAACGGGCUGGGCUUCCCGCCGCAGAACGUGGCCCGGGUGGUGGUGUGGGAGUGGCUGAGCGAGCACAGCCGCUGGCGACCCUACACGGCCACCGUGUGCCACCACAUCGAGAACGUUCUUAAGGAGGAUGCGCGGGGCUCGGUGGUCCUGGGCCAGGUGGACGCCCAGCUGGUGCCCUACAUCAUUGACCUACAAUCCAUGCACCAGUUCCGGCAGGACACAGGCACCAUGCGGCCAGUGCGACGCAAUUUCUACGACCCGUCGUCGGCGCCGGGCAAGGGCAUCGUGUGGGAAUGGGAGAACGACGGCGGCGCGUGGACGGCCUACGACAUGGACAUCUGCAUCACCAUCCAGAACGCCUACGAGAAGCAGCACCCGUGGCUCGACCUCUCGUCGCUCGGCUUCUGCUACCUCAUCUACUUCAACAGCAUGUCCCAGAUGAACCGCCAGACGCGCCGCCGCCGCCGCCUGCGCCGCCGCCUGGACCUGGCCUACCCGCUCACGGUCGGCUCCAUUCCCAAGUCGCAGUCCUGGCCCGUGGGAGCCAGCUCGGGCCAGCCCUGCUCGUGUCAGCAGUGCCUGCUGGUCAACAGCACGCGUGCCGCCUCCAACGCCAUCCUGGCCUCGCAGCGCCGCAAAGCGCCCAUGGCGCCAGCCGCGCCCCCCGCGCCCCCGCCGCCCCCGCCGCUGCCGCCCCCCGGAGGGCCUCCGAACGCGCUCGCCGUGCGCCCUAGCGCCACCUUCGCCGGGGCCGCGCUCUGGGCUGCACCCGCCGCCGGACCCACGGAGCCCCCGCCGCCUUCGGGAGUUCCCCCGCGGAGCCCCAGCGCCCCCAACGGAGCGCCAACCCCGGGCCAGAACAACCUCAGCCGGCCCGGACCCCAGAGAGCCACCAGCGUCAGCGCACGCGCUUCGAUCCCGCCCGGGGUUCCAGCGCUCCCUGUGAAGAACUUGAAUGGCACUGGCCCUGUCCACCCAGCACUGGCAGGGAUGACCGGGAUCCUGUUAUGUGCAGCCGGGCUGCCGGUAUGCCUGACACGAGCCCCCAAACCCAUCCUGCACCCGCCACCUGUAAACAAGAGCGACGUGAAGCCCGUACCCGGAGUGCCCGGCGUGUGCCGCAAGACCAAGAAAAAACACCUCAAGAAAAGUAAGAAUCCGGAGGAUGUGGUUAGGAGGUACAUGCAGAAGGUGAAAAACCCACCUGAUGAGGACUGUACCAUCUGCAUGGAGCGGCUGGUCACAGCGUCUGGCUAUGAGGGCGUGCUCCGGAACAAGAGCGUGAGGCCCGAGCUUGUGGGCCGCCUGGGCCGCUGCGGCCAUAUGUACCACCUGCUCUGCCUGGUAGCCAUGUACUCCAAUGGCAACAAGGUGGGCCACCAGGAUGGUAGCCUGCAGUGCCCCACAUGCAAAGCCAUCUACGGGGAGAAGACUGGGACGCAGCCACCAGGGAAGAUGGAGUUUCAUGUCAUCCCGCACUCGCUGCCUGGCUUUGCAGACACCCAGACCAUCCGCAUUGUCUAUGAUAUCCCCACGGGAAUUCAGGGCCCUGAACAUCCCAACCCAGGCAAGAAGUUCACCGCCAGAGGCUUCCCUCGCCACUGCUACCUACCCAACAAUGAGAAGGGCCGGAAGGUGCUGCGGUUGCUCAUCACGGCUUGGGAGCGCAGACUCAUCUUCACCAUCGGAACAUCCAGUACCACGGGCGAGUCCGACACGGUGGUGUGGAAUGAGAUCCACCACAAGACGGAGUUUGGCUCCAACCUCACCGGCCAUGGCUACCCUGAUGCCAGCUACCUAGACAACGUGCUAGCUGAGCUCACCGCCCAGGGUGUAUCUGAGGCCUGAGUCGCCUGCCUUCCCUCUUGCUUUGCCCCUAGCCCGGCACAUGCUUCCCUCCACUGGGCGGGAGGAGCCGGAAGUGCUGAGAGGAUCUGGAGGGUGGCUGUGAGGGGUGAUGCCAGGCCAUCAGGCCAGCUGGCUUCAACCUGUGGCUUCCGGCAAGGGCAGCAGUGAUAGGCAAGGGCCGCCUCCCUAUGGAAAAGGUGGGAGUUUUGCCCCUCACACCACACACACACAUGUGUCCUGUUGCACGCACGCACUCACGCACGUACACCCACGUGCCUCUGACUUCUCCCAACUUGGGGGGGAAGAGAGACAGAAAGGCCCUCAUGCCACAUCGUGUGGAUUCUACCUGUGUCUCCAUUACAUCCGUAUAGGCUCGUUCCCUUCCCAGGACUUGGGUCAGGCACGGGAGAGUGGGGAGUCUGUAAGGCUUCUAGGGGCCAGUAUGCCCCUGAGCCACGCCCCUUAACCCAUGUCAGCGCCCCCACCUGCCCCUGAGCACUGCAAAGCCAAUGGGGUAGAAAUCCCAGGUUACUGAGUAGCUUUUCGCAGGCCACGGGGGACGAGGCUACCUUAUCCUGUGCUUUGUGUCUGUUUAUCUUGCUGGCGCCCUGUCUUCUUCCUCCUGUGCCCAUCUCUAGACCUCUGUCUACCCCAAGCAAAGGCGUCGUUCUCGCCUCUGAGUUGGCUUCUCCCCCGCCCCCCCAAACCGCUCCGGACAUUGAGACCCAAAAGCCAUAGCUUCUGGCUUUAGGAGCGAGGGGAGGCCUUGUUCAGGCUCCACGCGUUGAAAAAAACAAAAACAAAAACGGGAGGGCAGCAGGCAAGGCGUUAACUUCAUUAACUUCUCCCUGCUUGGAAGUGGGCAGUGGGCGGCUGAUGUGUCCGGCCAACCAGAGGCCUGUUGCCCAGGCAACUCACCAGCUCCGCCUCUGAGGAUUGGCUGUUGUGAUGGAAGUUAGCCAAGCUUUAAAGGGACGCCAGCGAUUGCUCUUUUGGAAGAAAAAAAAAUUCUACCAGUCCCACUGUGGGUGGAGAAAUAAAUGGUCUUUCUCCUU
Meriones unguiculatus (Mongolian gerbil) is the source of this 3790-nucleotide messenger RNA. It is a transcript of the gene Dtx1, whose product is annotated as deltex E3 ubiquitin ligase 1. Gene Ontology annotation, cellular component: nucleoplasm. Gene Ontology annotation, biological process: protein ubiquitination; Notch signaling pathway. Gene Ontology annotation, molecular function: zinc ion binding; ubiquitin protein ligase activity. The record is from RefSeq and is a predicted model, not a curated record. The coding region runs from base 852 to 2735 and encodes 627 amino acids. The transcript has 10 exons. NCBI's taxonomy places the organism in Eukaryota, Metazoa, Chordata, Mammalia, Rodentia, Muridae.